GGGCAUUACUAUACAAGGAAAAAAAUAUCAAUAUAUUGCGAAUGUUAAAUAGUCUAUGAAACCACUGUGAGUCGCUCUCUUGGAUCUCCCCCAGGACACAGAAAAUGCAUUAUUGUGUAUCAAACGACUUAAAUAAUUAAUCAACCAAAAACAAUUUGUCGCAGUGCUUUUCCACGUCGAUUGCUGCCGUUCAUAUGUGUAUACACGGCGAGGCCGGGAGCAGCUGUAUUCCGAGGGGCGCUAUAAUCCGGGUUAUCUCGGAGUGUCGGGGAUCAUUGCUGACUGAGAACCUUCUACGGAGUUCCUAUUUCUCUACACACCUUAUAUCUAUCUGUGUUCGUUAUAAGUGGGCGGGGAACACACAGGGAUUUUUACCUGUAUAUAUCAAUAAUGCUAUGUAGAAUUUUCCACCAAUCAGAAUCUAUGGAAUAUACCGUUAGUGGGGGCCAUCUUAAAUAGGAUUUAUUCCAGUGAGAUGAAACGUUGAUUGUGAAUUUCUCUCUAUAAAGGAUGUCUCAAGAAAUAAUGGACCUGGAGGAUAUAGUCCGGAAGUGGGUGAACGACUUUCCGUUGGACAAAAGCCAGAAAAAAGACGCAGACGACAUUCUCUCCGGUGACAUCAACUGGCGCAAUAUGCGAGUUCGACAUGGAAAUACGGAAUAUUACGAUCAGAUCCGAGUCAACACUCCAAAAACGCACGUGCUGUUCACGGCGCAUUUCAGCAACGAAACGGACCAGAACCAGAUGUACACAUUAAAGACCGAGCGAAGGACCAAAUCCAUCUGUUCCAUUUCCAUACAAAAGACAUUUACGUAUGGUUACAACAUAGACCUGAAAUUGACUCCCCCGAACCCCAUCAUCGAGGCCAACGCUGGGUUCAAAGGUGAGCUGGGGUUGACCAAGUCUGGAGACGAGACGUUUGAAGAAGAACUCGUAUGGUCCGUAGACAACCAAAUUACAGUGCCGCCAAAAUACAAAACAAAAGCAGAUUUGGUUAUCAAAGAAGACGAAUACGCUAGCCAUUUCAAAACAGAAAGUAAGUUUGAAGGCAAGAUCCAUGUGACUCUGAGGAACAAAAAAGACAAUACCCCGCUAGCUACCGUCACUGGCGACGUCAAGCAAAUUUUUACCCCGGAUAAAGGGUUCCGGGUCGAUAAGACCGGCGUGUAUUUCGUGACGAUCGGCAAGUGUAAGUGUCGGUUCGGCAUUGAGCAGCACGUGCGGCUGAGUCAGAGCGAGCUGAGGGAGGACGAGGACCUCGACUCCUAGACACGCCCUCCUUGUUCCUGUUGUAUCAGCUGACCUCGUGCGACCUUUCUAUUGUCCUGCCUUUUAUUGUUCAUUCCCAUAGCAAUGAAAUUUGUCAUAGCUGUUUGUUAUUGUGCCAAAUUCAAAAUUCUAAAAAUCUUUCAAUUUUUGAUUAUAAGUUAAAAUGAUUUAUGAUUAUUUUUACAAAAUAUUAUUUAAAUAUGAACUGCACUCUCAAAAUCUACAAUUUUGUUUUUGUGGCUACAAUGAAAAUUGAAUUAAAAAUGUG
Messenger RNA from Magallana angulata, 1537 nucleotides. RefSeq lists its product as uncharacterized. The transcript has 2 exons. NCBI's taxonomy places the organism in Eukaryota, Metazoa, Mollusca, Bivalvia, Ostreida, Ostreidae. The coding region runs from base 511 to 1269 and encodes 252 amino acids. The record is from RefSeq and is a predicted model, not a curated record.